AUUCUCUCGUUGGAAUUAAGUGCUAAAGCAUUAAGACAUUUUCAAAUUUUUUUAAUGCAAAAUUUAAUAUAAUUAAUUUAGAUCCAAAAAAACUAUGAGAAGAGUCCCACGAACUCUGUAUAACUAUCAAGCAUCAAUUACAAAACCAUGAGCAAUACCUAGUUCCAGAAAGGGCAGACGAAGAGAUCCAGUAGUGAAACAAGGCCGCCUCCUGCUGCCUGUUUCUCUUCUUGUGAAACGGUAGUUUGAGCUUCUGCAAUGACAAAUAGCCAGGAUGCACUGCAUUUAACAAUUUCCAAUUGUCUGCCACAUGCCAACAUAUGGAUUCAAGGCUGGUUCAACGAGUGCAUUUACACGCCCUGGGAUAUGGUGGCUUUUGCUAUUGGGUUGUCGUCUGUCUGUUUUUGGAUUGUUGCUCAGGUGCCUCAGUUUAUCAGUAACUUUGCCAGGCAGAGUGCUGAUGGGUUGUCUCCAUGGUUUCUUGUGCAAUGGCUCGCGGGUGAUGCAUCUAAUUUGCUCGGCUGUCUUCUGACUGGUGAUCAGUUAGCAACAGAAACCAUUACAGCAGCCUAUUUUAUUUUUGCAGAUUGUGUAAUCUUAUCUCAGUACCUGUAUUACGGUUUUAAAGGGCGCAAGCAGUCUGGAGAAUAUGGAUCAGAUUCGGAUGAAUCUUUGCACAAGCCACCUAAUGGAUAUUAUGAAUCCCUUCAAAAUGGUGUAGCCACACAGUUGGAGAAGCUGCUGGAGUCAUCUGUGCAGACAGUUGUUACCAAAGCAGAUGUAGAGGGCAACCAUCCCCAGUUAGGUACAAUGAAAUCUGAAAUGUCUCAGGAAACUAAACCAACUGUCAUAGAUUCUGGGAAACCGAUUGUUCAAGUCAAGCAUGCUUCAGUAUCAAAGGUAGCUGACCCAAUUGCUGAAAACAGGGGUAAACUACGAUGUUGCUCCUGUAGUACAAGCAGGAUGAAUCAGUCACAACAGAAUACGACAUUUAGCUCUGGGCAUUAUAAUCUGCAGAAACAUCUACAAGAUUGCUGUUUUGCAACUGAUAUAAGGACUAAUUUUAAAAGAGUAGUUGGGCAAUAUGGACUAGAGUGCAACAUUCCAUCAUCAAAAAGAAAAUUGAAAAGGUAUGUGUCGAGUUCAGGAAAACAGUGUGAGGGUGCAGACUGUCAUGCAAGGAAGUCCCGUGUAAAGGUUGCCUUUUGCUUCACUGGUCUGUUAAUCCUGGCAUCCUUCAGUUGGCAGUCUUUUUCAAGUGUGCCUAAUUUCAGGAGUGCCACCCCAGAUGGGAAUGAAUUUGUUGUUUUAGGGAGAAGAAGCUUACAGGAGCUACGAGUUGAGGACCAAGGACUUUCACAGAGAACCCUACUGGAAAUAAGUGAAUCUGCAUCAUUGUGGACUAGAGAUAUUGGAUUACUAUUUGGGUGGACCUCUUCAAUGUUAUAUCUGAGUUCCCGUGCAUCACAAUUUCUUAAAAACAGGUCUAGAAAAUCCGUCGAAGGUUUGUCAUUGGGGAUGGUAAGCUGUGCAGUGAUGGCAAAUCUCACUUAUGGUGGUUCCAUUUUGAUGUUAAUAACAUCAUGGGAAGAUUUGUUUGCCAAGCUACCUUGGCUACUUGGGAGUUUAGGGACAGUAUCUCUAGACAUAAUCAUAUUGAUGCAGGCUUAUUAUUUUAGCUGCCGGUAUGGGAAGAUAACAAACGAGACCAUGCCACUUUUGGCAUGUUGAAUUAUUAUGAUAUUAUUGUAUUGUUGUGCUCAUUGCAAAAAUUUUAACAGAUGUUUACAUCAUCUAUUAAGAGGAAUUUCACAUCUUGUGAAACUCUCAUUCAAGAAAGUGUUGUAUGUAUAUUAAUGGUAACCUGUAUAUAGAUACAGCUUCAUCAAAUUGGAUUUGAUUUCAAGCUCAAAUGUUGGACUAUGACUCUUCUAAGAUAUCAUUCUGUAAAAUAUUCAGUUCAUAUCCCCUUUCUUGACUU
This is a messenger RNA of Cryptomeria japonica (Japanese cedar), 1981 nucleotides long. RefSeq lists its product as uncharacterized. Lineage: Eukaryota; Viridiplantae; Streptophyta; Pinopsida; Cupressales; Cupressaceae. The coding region runs from base 259 to 1731 and encodes 490 amino acids. The record is from RefSeq and is a predicted model, not a curated record. The transcript is spliced from 7 exons.